AGAGAGAGAGAGAGGUCCUCCGAAGCCAGGCGACUCCUCAGUAGCGUCAGUGCAUUUCCUGGCGACGUUGGUACAGCGCUGACUGACGAACGGAGAACCAUGAGGUUGAAAUUAAUUGCGACCGUCAUUCUCGUCGGCUUCUAUGGCGACCGUGACGCUCUCCCCGGCAUCAGUGGAUCCGCUUUGAACGGGACCGCGAGCCCUGUCAACAGAGACGGUUCCUGGAAUCCUAGCAACUCGCGCGAUGCCGCAGAGUACAGCAGUUACCUCCACCACGAAAACGACGAACUUCUCCGGGAUAAUGCUGCCGCCGAAAUCAGCCACGAGUCGUACCAAGACAAUCGCAACCAAGACCAUUAUGAUUCGACUUAUGACGAUCAUAAGACCAAGGUUCAUCUACUGUUACAACCCGAAGAGAAGGUCGAGGGCCACCCUCUUUGUCCGAAGCUUUUCCGUUUCAGCCUUUUGGGGCUCAUCUUGAGCAUGCUGCUGAUUUUCAACGGCAUCGUCACUGGCGCCACCCUCUACAAAACGGUACAUGGCGCUACGUCAGCUUCUACCAUCAACACCAUCACGAAUGUUAACACCAACGACAACACGGAUAUCAACACGAAUGACAAUACAAAUAUAAACGAAAAUUAUAAUGACAACUUCUUAGGGCGGAGGCGGAAGAGGACGAUCCCAGAAGGAAGCUGUGGCUGUCCCAAAUCGCGGGGAGAAGGUUCAAAGUUAUUUCCUUCCGAGGAGAGCCUCCGGGGAGCGUGGACCGUCGCGCAGGACUUCCUGUCGGAGAAUCAGGAGUGUGCCUCCCGAAUGGCCUGUGAAGCCGCGUCUUUCUUUGUGCCUUCUUCAGUAUCCCCGUUGCUGACAGUACUCCCCUCCAAAAUGGAAGGAACGAGGUCCCUGCUUAUGUCUGCUGCUGCAGGAAACUGCGCCGUUGCGUACGACGCAUGUCCUUUUUCACUGGUUCCAGGGAGGGCUUCACUUGUGGACUGGAUGUAGGAUUCAUGAUGACGUCACAGUGAUCUCUUAGAAUCCCAGGACAUUCUUCCACUUACAUGUUGUACUGAAAUAUGCUCAUUGGUCUGGGAGAUGGAAGGUCCUAAAGAUCUCACCUAAACCCUCCUCAUUCCAAAAAUGAAACUGACGUU
Macrobrachium nipponense is the source of this 1151-nucleotide messenger RNA. RefSeq lists its product as uncharacterized. The record is from RefSeq and is a predicted model, not a curated record. Bases 100 to 1002 code for a protein of 300 amino acids. The transcript has 5 exons. NCBI's taxonomy places the organism in Eukaryota, Metazoa, Arthropoda, Malacostraca, Decapoda, Palaemonidae.